Molecule: messenger RNA, 1929 nt
Organism: Linum trigynum
Lineage: Eukaryota; Viridiplantae; Streptophyta; Magnoliopsida; Malpighiales; Linaceae
Source: the annotation of a GenBank genome assembly
UCACCCAAAAAGUGAUAUAAUUUAUUUAAAUACUACAAUAACUAUCACAGAAACCAAAUGAUGUAAACUACAACACACCAAUUUUCUUGUGUACAUGUAAAUUAUUAUGCAUGCAUUGAUGACAAUACAUCGAUUUAACUAUCACCAAAACCAAACGACCCCUUAGAAGUUGGAAUGUUAAAUCGUUGCAUUAUAAUGAAUCACCAUAAUAUAAAUGCAUGUAUUGAUACAAUGGAUGCAUUUUAACAAUAUAUUGUUUGGUUGUUUAUAUUCUAUUUUAUGCAUUGAUUUACAUAAAGUUACUUUUACGGGGAAAUGUCACAUUUACCGUCAACUUUUAUAAUAAGACAAAAACUAUUGGAGAUAUAAAUGGAAAGAAAAGGUUGACACAAAUCUAUUUUUUGUGAUUGUUGGUGGGACCUACCUAAAACAAAAUGCUUGCAUUGUUUAACAAUUUGACACUUCCAAACAUUGUAUUGUGCACAAUACAUGUAUUCAAUAAACACAAAUCUAACAAUCACAAUUUUCAAACGAACCCUAAGUUCUAAAUUGAACUUGCAAAUUUACUCCUUGCUAUAAUUAAGGAGAGUGCAAGGAAUUUGAAAUGCUCUAUAUUAUAGAGGGAUGUGUAGAUACAUGAUUGUUUGACAAAAAAAUUGUAUUAAUUAGUUUUAUAUUUAUAUUUGCUGUUCCGUUUUUUGGUAAGACCUUUCCCGUGAUCAUCUGCUCCAAGUCCGAGUUUGAAGCGAAGAACCCAGAAUUGGAAGAGAUUUAGUCCACUCUUUCUUUCACUCUAAUUCAACCGCUACCCACGUAGCUAGCUGCCGGUAAAAGUGAACGAGAAAAAAGAAAACAAAGAAAUGCCAGACUCUCCCUCUCUCCACCUCAUUAGGCAAAUUUUCGUAAAAAAAUUGCAAGCGCAUGCACAACAGAGAAUAAGAAGCAUAGAAGAGAAUCAGGAUCAUGAUGGUGCAGCCAUCUGCAAAACUCCAAUCUUUCUGGAACCACCCUGCCGGCCCUAAAACCAUUCAUUUCUGGGCGCCCACUUUCAAAUGGGCAAUCAGCCUUGCCAACGUUGCAGACUUCGUCAAGCCCCCAGACAUGGUCUCUUACCCGCAGCAGCUUGCUGUUGUGGCCACUGGUGUUAUAUGGUCUCGAUACAGCAUGGCCAUUACCCCGAAAAAUUGGAACUUGUUGAGUGUGAAUGUGUGUCUGGCUGGAACUGGGUUGUAUCAGUUGUCACGCAAGAUCAGGCAUGGUUCUAUGGCAAAGCCAGCAAAAGCAGCCGAGCCCAAAGAAUGAUUCUGUGAUUCAUACAUGGAUAUCAGAAGAAUUGCCUCAGAUCUGUUCUGUCGUUGGUCGUGUUUUCCUGGUUUUCCAUUUCGAAGGGAAUAUGUAUAACCAUGAACACAAGUUUUGUACUGCAUUUUGCAAGGACGACUCCAUAAAAACAUCAGCAGCCCUUUACAGUUAUUCAUUCAGAAAGCCAAUCUGUAUGAUUGUAUCAGCUGCUUACUGUUAUGGGUUGGCCUGUUAGCUUCGUGUGCUGAACUCCGUUACGAUGGAAGAGUUAUCUGUGUCAGGUUUCUCCAUAUAUUACAUUAGCCGCAAGCAUGAACAGAGAGACUUGCUAGCUAGCUCUCACCCUUACUAGCCCUUAAUCGGCCUCCUUCUAUCUUUAAUGAUGAACAAGUUGUUGGUAAUAGCCCAGAUGGCUGUCGUAUCAGCCAGUUGGGUGCUCUAAAAUGCCUAGCGGUGCUAAUCGGUUCGGUUUCAGUUAAUUAUUAAGUACAAAAUAAAUAUCGAAAACUGAAAUGAUAAAACUUGUUGGUUAACCACUUGUUUUCGGUUAGCGGUUAGAUUUUCAAAUGAAUUCUUAUAUUUGGUAUGUCAUAUUUCGAAUUUUAGAAAUAAAAUAAAUUUGAAUUC